Molecule: messenger RNA, 5058 nt
Organism: Loxodonta africana (African savanna elephant)
Lineage: Eukaryota; Metazoa; Chordata; Mammalia; Proboscidea; Elephantidae
Gene: APOA1
Product: apolipoprotein A1
Exons: 4
Coding region: 4097-4888 (263 amino acids)
Biological process (GO): phosphatidylcholine metabolic process; regulation of intestinal cholesterol absorption; lipoprotein metabolic process
Cellular component (GO): extracellular region
Molecular function (GO): lipid binding; high-density lipoprotein particle receptor binding
Source: RefSeq, a predicted model, not a curated record
GUUUUCACUGGCCAAUUUUUUAGAUGUAGAUCACCAGGUCUUUCUUCCUAAUCUUAGUCUGGGAGCUCUGCUGAAAUUUGUCCACCAGGGGUGACCCUGCUGGUAUUUGAAAUAGUGGUGCCAUAGCUUCUGGCAUCACGGCGAUACACAAGCCAGCUUCAUUGAGCAGUGUCAUUCAUUAAACAACUAUUUGUUGAGUGUCUACUAUAUGCCAGGCCUAGCAGGGGACAGUCCUCCCAGAGCAGACUGACCGGUACAUUAGGACAUACAUUGGGAAAGAGCAACUUGUUAAUCUAAAUGAGUCGCUAAUCAUUCUGAGCAAAAUCCAUUCCUGCAGCUGGCUGCCAGCACUCCAGAUGUGUCGGGGAUCCAGGGCCAGCCACUUGAUCCACUUCAGAAACAGCCGCACUGGAGACUCUGAGGACUAGGAGAGGGUGUGGGAUUAUGGCCUGUGUUGGUGAGCCCUGCACCCCUUCAACAGCCAGUUCGUUCAAUGGGCACUUAGCGCCACUCACACUGACUGGCUGGACCUCACAAUCUGAUACUGAUGAGCAUGGCUCGACAUGUUAAUUUUUUUCCAUAAGCCUCUGUCCAGAAAGACUUUCUUUCCAAAAUACUAAUAACAAUGAGAUUGGGCUAGUCUAAACAAUAUUCCCUUACAAUGAAAUGGAAUAGGCACAUUAGUGAACAUAUUAAAAAUGAAACAUUCCUGUUUGGUAAAACGCUGCCAAACAGCAUCCCCUACCCCAAUGCCGUGAGAUCCCUGAGCCAGAAAACUUAGAAGUCUCCGGACAGAUACAGAGGCUAUGGGAGUCAGGGGCCCUGCUGCUGGCCACCGCAAAGAGCUAGAAGCCAGGCCUCCUCAUUCCUAGUCCUGCCAACACCAAAUACUAAUGGCUGUAGGAUGCAGGGCAAGUCGCUUAGCAGCUGUGAACAGCAGUUUUCUCAUGGGCAUAAUAACAAUGAUAGUAUCUGGCCUGCCAGCCUUACAGGGACAUAGUAAUUUAGUGCUUUGGCAAUAAAGAACUAGGCAAGUGUUGGAUAUUAGGUUUAGCCGCGAUAGUCAUUUCAAUAAUAAACCAAAGAGAGUGAAACAGUGGCAAGCUGCUUGAAGUUAACUAGUAAGGCUACCCCUAAAGCUGGCUGGUACUAGCUCUACCCUCAGAAAGGAAGGAACCUCUCUUGGCCUGAGACACCUGUGAGCUGUCCCAGCAGAUGACCAGUCUCCCUCCCAUUCAAGACUACAGCCAGAAAACUGGAAUGGCCAAGUGGUGGCCCAGGCAGACUAUUAACUGAGACUACCUCCCACUCUGCACAACUGCACAGAUCUCUGGGGCUGGUUCGGUUGAACCUCUGAGCAUCUACGAGUCAGGGGCAAGCAGAGAAAUGUGGGAUUCCUGCCUUCCCCCACUUCUGCUGCCAGAAGCUGAAGUCAAAAUGGAGAGCUAUCUUCUGGCAAUGCAAGUGUGUUAGUGGGAACAAGACUGAAACACCAGAAACUGGGAUUCCAGGACACAGAAUAGCUACUGUUUACUUCGAAAGAGCCCUGGUGGCAUAACGGUUAAGCGCUUGGCUGCUAACCAAAAGGUUGGCAGUUCAAACCCACCCAGUGGCCCUGCGGGAUAAAGUCCUGGUGAUCUGCUUCUGCAAACAUUACAGCCAAGAAAACCCUAUGGGGCAAAUCCACUCUGUCACAUGGGGUUGCUAUGAGUCAAAAUAGAGUCAAUGGCACCCAACAACAGCAGGUACCCUUCUAACUGUUUUACGUAUGUGUUGUAUUCGUUUCCUGUGGCUGCUGUAACAAAUUACCACAAAGCUUUGUGCUUAAAACAACAUAGAUGUAUUACAGUUCUGGAGGUCAAAAGUCCAAAAUAGGUCUCACUAGGCUAAAAUCAAGGUGUCGGCAGAGUUGCGUUCCUUCCAGAGGCUCUAAGGGAGAAUCCAUUUCCUUUUCCUUUUCCAGCUUCUGAGGCCGCCCACAUUCCUUGGCUCGUAGCCCCCUUCCAGUAACUGCAUCACUCUGACCUCUGCUUCUGUGGUAGCCUGUCUGGAUAAUCCAGGAUAAUCACCCCAUCUCAAGGUCCUUAACUUAAUCGCAUCUGCAAAAUUCCUUUUGCCAUGUAAGGUGACAUAGUCACAGGUUCUGGGGACUUGGACACAGACUUCUUGGCGGGGGGAUUGUGCUGCCUCACAUACUUGCAAUCCCUAGCUCUAGCAGACGACAUGUUCUAUCAUUAUUUUCCUUUAACAGAUAAGAAGCUGAGGUGUAGGAGGUUUAUGCAACCUGCCCAAGCUCAAGCCGCUAAGAAGAGGCAGAUCUGGGACUCCAAUCUAAGGCAGUCCGGCUUCAGAGCCACCUUUUCUGAGAUGAAAGGCAGGAGACUGGCAGGAAGGGGAGAGGCCUGGAGUCCGGCCACUCCCUGACCCAGCAGACUGGUUUCCAAGUGUUAGUUUCCUGAGUAGAUGGUACAGGGCACAUUUCUGCCUAGGUCCUAAGUCCAGAGACCUGGAUUUUAGGUCCAGUCCUGCUCCUAGCUCACUGAGAGACAUAGAGCAAACUCCUUCCACCGUCUUCAAUUUCCUCAUCUAUUAAGUGGUGGGUGGGGAGAAGCUGGGGUGGCUGCUCUCCAAGCUCCUCCCAGCUUGGAUACUCACGGGUUCCAUGACUCAGGUCCUGUCAGUGACCUGGUGUUGGAUGUCCUGGGCCUCCCCACAGAAAACUUACACAACAGCCCUGCAAACAUCAACACAUACACAGCGCUUUACAUUCGCAGAGUCUCCUGUGGUCCUCCAACCGUUCUGCAAACCAAGCAUUCUUGUCCCCACUUCACAGUUAGGAAACUGAGGCUCAAAGACAUUACAUAAUUGGCUCAAGAUCCUCCAGCAAGUUGGAGGCAAAAUGAAAUGAGAAACCAAGGUCUCCUGUCAUCUCCCAGUCCGGGAGUCUGCCCUCCACACCGGUGAUUCCCCAGGGCUGGUAUCCAUCCUUACUUGUGUGUGAUCAAAUAAAAAUAUGAACAGUGCAGAGUUUUCCAUUAAGACAUGUGUAUUCAAUUUAUGUGAGUUGCCCUUUAUGCUGAGAUCAUGUCCUUUUUGGGUGUUAAAAAGUCUUUUCUUUUUUGAAGUAAUAGUAGAUGGUAGGGGGCUUUUGGGGGGGUGCAAACAGUUUUGAAAGGUUGGAGGUUCAUAUCCACCCAGAUGCACCUCAGAAGAAAGGCCUGGUGAUCUACUUCCAAAAGCCACUGCAAACCCUACGGAGCACAGUUUCACUCUGACACGUGGGGUCCCCACGAGUUGGAAUCAACUUGAUGGCAAGUGGUUAAUACUUUUACAUGACAAAAUUAAAAGUUGGCAACUUCAUGUUGGUCUGUAGGGCUUGUUCUGAAAUGUUAGAGGUCUCUGAAAUCUCAAAGUCUGGGAAGUACCGAGCAACACACUCUCCCCGAGCAAGUGGCUAUUGCCCCAGGUUCCCUUAGGUCUGAUCGGUUUGGGAGGUCUGGGGAUGAGUGGGAGAGAGGUGUGUGGAGGGUAGAGAGAGGGUGCGUAGGGAUCUGUUGGGAUCAGACAUGAGACAGAGUGUUUGUGGGAGGAAUAUCCGCUGCCUUUACAGGGGAGGGGAGGAAGGGGCAAGAGGCGGGGUGUGAAAUAAUCUCCCUGGAAUGCAAGGGGAGGGGGAGGGGAGGAAAUCUCCCUGAGGAGUCCCAGGUGUCCCCCUCCCUGGCUGUGUAGGCACAACAGACAAUGGGGCGUACACACACAUCCAGGAGGAGAGAGGAUGGGUGCAGCUGACCCCGACCCUAAAAAAAAGACUGGGGACCCACAAAUCUGCAACCACCCCAUUCCUGCCCCCACCUGAACCCCUGACCCCUAGCCCUGCAGCUUCCUGUUUGCCCACUCUAUUUGCCAGGCCCCAGGCACACAGCUGACCCUUGAACUCUAGGCUCCACAUCGCCAGGACCAGCAACAGGGCCCAGGUUGAGCUUAUCAGCUGCCCAGCCCUUCCCCUGCCUGGAGAUAUAAAUAGGUCCAGGGGAGAACUGGCCACUCAGAGGUUCAGAAGCUGCUGGGAGCUCGAGGUCACCCACGUCCCUUCAGGAUGAAGGCUGUAUUGCUGACCUUGGCCGUGGUAUUCCUGACGGGGAGCCAGGCUCGGCAUUUCUGGCAGCAAGAUGAACCCCAGACGCCUUGGAAUCGAGUGAAGGAUCUAGUCACCGUCUACUUGGACGCAGUCAAAGACAGUGGCAGAGAUUAUGUGUCCCAGUUUGAAGACUCUGCACUGGGUAAACAGCUCAACCUGAAGCUCCUGGACAACUUGGACACCCUGAGCAGCAGCUUCACCAAGCUGCAGGAGCAGAUAGGCCCCGUAACCCAGCAGUUCUGGGAUAACCUGGAAAAGGACAUCGCCCACCUGCGGCAGGAGAUGAACAAGGACCUGGAGGAGGUGAGGCAGAAGGUGCAGCCCUACCUGGACGACUUCCAGAAGAAGUGGCAGGAGGAAGUGGAGCUCUACCGCCAUAAGGUGGGGCCGCUGGGCGACGAGUUCCGCGACAGCGCGCGCCAGAAGCUGCAGCAGCUGCAGGAGAAGCUGAGCCCGUUGGCCGAGGAGCUGCGCGACCGCGCCCGCGUCCAUGUGGAUGCGCUGCGCUCGCAGCUGACCCCGUACAGCGAGGAGCUGCGCCAGCGGCUGGCCAGCCGGCUCGAGGCGCUCAAGGAGGGCAGCUUCGCCGAGUACCGCAGCAAGGCCUUGGAGCACCUGAGCGCGCUCGGCGACAAGGCCAAGCCGGUGCUGGAGGACUUCCGCCAGAGCCUCCUGCCCGUGUUUGAGAACCUCAAGGUCAGUUUCCUGACCGCCGUCGAUGAGGCUGCCAAGAAGCUGAACGCCCAGUGAGGCGCCCGCCGCGCAGGGCCCUCUCCUCCCGCCCUCCUGGCCAUUUUGGGUUUCUUAAAAUAAACGUUUCAAAAUUGGGAAGCAGCUUCUUUCUUUUGAGAGAACGGCGGUGGGGCACGGGGCGCAGGAGGGAGCCGUCCGGACUGCUGGGCGGGGGCUUUGGACCAGGG